This is a messenger RNA of Drosophila nasuta, 629 nucleotides long. RefSeq names its product Odorant-binding protein 19a (gene Obp19a). Gene Ontology annotation, cellular component: extracellular region. Gene Ontology annotation, molecular function: odorant binding; dibutyl phthalate binding. Gene Ontology annotation, biological process: olfactory behavior; sensory perception of smell. The transcript has 3 exons. NCBI's taxonomy places the organism in Eukaryota, Metazoa, Arthropoda, Insecta, Diptera, Drosophilidae. The record is from RefSeq and is a predicted model, not a curated record. The coding region runs from base 15 to 464 and encodes 149 amino acids.
GCAGAGAUUUGCAUAUGCUGAUCAUAUCACGUCUGAACAUGAGAUUCGAUUUGCUGAUCAGCUAUCUACUGCUGGGAUUACCGCUUUGCUGGGCCGGGGCGACAGAGGAGCAAAUGUGGGCAGCAGGAAAACUUAUGCGGGACGUUUGCUUCCCCAAGUUUCCGAAGGUGAGCGUUGCCACCGCUGAUUCCAUACACGAUGGCGUCAUUCCGGAUGACAAGGACUCCAAGUGCUACAUCAACUGCAUUCUCGAGAUGAUGCAAACGAUCAAGAAGGGCAAGCUGCAGCUGGAGUCGUCGCUGAAGCAGGUGGAGCUCCUCUUGCCGGACAAGUACAAGCCGAGCUAUCGCACGGGCAUCGAUCUGUGCAAAGACUCCACCAAUGGCAUCAAGAACAAUUGUGAUGCUGGCCACGCGCUGCUCACCUGCCUGCGUGCCAACAUCGAUGUCUUUGUGUUCCCCUAGACAUCGACUUGGAGUAAACAACUUUUCCAUUUCCUUUCCCCGAUGUGUGUAAGUGCUUCAAGAUCCCCCCACUUUGACCGGCAGGUCAAGUGCCAGCUGAGCAUUACGAAUAAAGUUGAUUCGAUUUUCGAUAAGAUACUAAACUCGAAACGAAAACGAAACAAA